This is a messenger RNA of [Candida] anglica, 2592 nucleotides long. NCBI's taxonomy places the organism in Eukaryota, Fungi, Ascomycota, Pichiomycetes, Serinales, Debaryomycetaceae. The record is from the annotation of a GenBank genome assembly.
AUGUAGAUAUAGGCAUAGACUAUCUCAUCAUCACUUUACUUAAAUAACAUGGCUAAGACUGUUAAAGGGGCUAAUGCUCCCGAGAAGAGUGCUUCUAGAAAGAGAAAGCAGGUUCAAGAAGAAGUUGAAGAAGUUCCAGAGAGAUCUUCCGAUGAAGAGUUUGAAGUCGAUGGGCUUUUAGAUGUUGAAGCUGAUGAAGAUGAAGAAGAAGAAGAAGAGGAAGAUGAAGAAGCUGACUCUGAAGAAGGAAAUGAUGAUGAAGAUUCUGAUGAUGAACUUAACAAACUUUUAGGUGAAGAAGAAGACGUCAGUGACAUUGAUUCUGAUGACUUCUCCGAUGAACCAAAGGAUGAUUCUCAUUCUAUCACCGACGCUUUAUCUAACGUUAAGAUCAGAAGUAUGUCUGCAUCUACUGACGAUGGAACUGUGCGCACUAAGUUCUCUGACGGACGUCCUAGAUUGAUCAAGCCAGAAAUCAACCCAGUAUAUGACUCCGAUGACAGUGACAACGAAAACUUCAACACCAUUGGUAAUGUUCCAAUUUCAGCAUACGAAGAAAUGCCUCACAUUGGUUAUGACAUUAACGGUAAGAGAAUUAUGAGACCAGCCAAGGGAUCUGCCCUUGACCAAUUGUUGGAAAGCAUUGAUCUUCCAGAAGGAUGGACUGGUUUGUUGGACCAAAACACCGGUACUUCAUUGAAGUUGACUGAUGAAGAAUUGGAACUUAUCAGAAAGAUUCAAGCACAAGAAAAUACUGAUGAAAACAUCGAUCCUUACCAACCAACUAUUGAAUGGUUUACUUCUGAAACCGAAGUCAUGCCAUUGACAGCCGUUCCAGAACCAAAGAGAAGAUUCGUUCCUUCCAAACAUGAAGCCAAGAGAGUCAUGAAGAUUGUACGUGCCAUUAGAGAAGGUAGAAUUGUUCCACCAAGCAAGGUUAAGGAACAAGUAGAAGAAGAACAAUACAACUAUGACUUGUGGAAUGAUAACGAUUUGGAAGUUCCAGAACAUAUUAUGAACUUGAGAGCACCAAAGUUACCACCUCCAACCAAUGAAGAAUCUUAUAACCCACCUGAAGAAUAUCUUUUGACUGAAGAAGAAAAACAAAAGUGGUUAGACAUGGACCCAGAAGACAGAGAAAGAAACUUUGUUCCUCAGAAAUAUAAUGCAUUAAGAAAGGUUCCAGGUUACCAAGAAGGUUUGAGAGAAAGAUUUGAAAGAUGUUUGGAUUUGUACUUGGCACCAAGAGUUCGUCACAACAAGUUGAACAUUGAUCCUGAAUCAUUGAUUCCAGAACUUCCAUCUCCAAAGGAUUUGAGACCAUUCCCAAUCCGUUGUUCUACUGUUUACCAGGGUCAUACCGGAAAGAUACGUACUUUGUCCAUUGACCCACAAGGACUCUGGCUUGCUACUGGUUCUGAUGAUGGUACCGUUCGUAUUUGGGAAAUACUAACUGGUAGACAAGUUUACAAGGCUACCUUUGUUGACUCUGAAAACACCGACGAUCACAUUGAAGCUUUGGAAUGGAACCCUGAUGCCGCUACUGGUAUCUUGGCAGUUGCCGCAGGUGAACACAUCUACCUUGUUGUCCCACCAAUUUUCGGUUUUGAUAUUGAAAACAUUGGUAGAUUGAGAAUUGAAUCAGGUUGGGGUUAUGACACUUUUGGAAACAAGUCUAAGACUAAGGAUUCCAGCAUAAAGGUCAACUCAGAUGAAGAAGAGGAAGAAGAAGUUGAUGCUAACCAAGAACCAGUCGUUAAGGCUAAGGACGUUGCUAAGUGGGUUACUGCCAAUGCUGAACAAUCCAAGGACGGAAUUUCAGCCAUCAUUCAAUGCCGUAAGACUGUUAAGAAGAUUUCAUGGCACAGAAAGGGUGACUACUUUGUAAGUGUCUCCCCUGACAGUGGUCACACUUCUGUGUUGAUUCAUCAAUUAUCUAAGCAUUUGUCACAAUCUCCAUUCAAGAAAUCCAAGGGUAUUAUCAUGGACGCCAAGUUCCAUCCAUUUAAGCCUCAAUUAUUUGUUGCAUCCCAAAGAUAUAUCAGAAUCUAUGACUUGGCACAACAAACUUUGAUCAAGAAGUUGAUGCCUGGUGCUAGAUGGUUGGCCAAUAUCGAUAUCCACCCUAGAGGUGACAAUUUGCUUGCAUCAUCCUUCGAUAAGAGAGUGUUGUGGCACGAUUUGGACUUGAGUUCUACUCCAUACAAGACCUUGAGAUACCACGAUAAGGCUGUCAGAUCCAUCAAGUUCCACAAGUCGAACUUGCCUCUUUUCGCUUCUGCUUCUGAUGAUGGUGUUAUCCAUGUUUUCCAUGGAACUGUAUAUGAUGAUUUAAUGACCAACCCAUUAUUGGUGCCAUUGAAGAAGUUGACUGGCCACAAGGUUGUGAACAGUUUGGGUGUCUUGGACUUGGUGUGGCAUCCUAAGGAAGCAUGGUUGUUCAGUGCAGGUGCCGAUGGUACUGCUCGUCUUUGGACAACUUAAACAAAACGUAACCUACUUCCUUCACAUCAUCUCCUCUAAAAUAUCACCUCCACCCCCAUUUAUACACUACAUAGAUAAAGCAUAAAAUACAAUGAUUUUAAUUUAUUU